Molecule: messenger RNA, 1008 nt
Organism: Odobenus rosmarus divergens (Pacific walrus)
Lineage: Eukaryota; Metazoa; Chordata; Mammalia; Carnivora; Odobenidae
Gene: FAM50B
Product: family with sequence similarity 50, member B
Exons: 1
Coding region: 1-1008 (335 amino acids)
Biological process (GO): chromatin organization
Cellular component (GO): nucleus
Source: RefSeq, a predicted model, not a curated record
AUGGCUCAGUACAAGGGCACGAUGCGCGAGGCCGGCCGGGCCAUGCACCUGAUCAAGCAGCGGGAAAAGCAGAAGGAGCAGAUGGAGGUGCUGAAGCAGCGGAUCGCCGAGGAGACCAUCAUCAAGUCGAAGGUGGACAAGAAAUUCUCGGCUCAUUACGACGCCGUGGAGGCCGAGCUGAAGUCGAGCACGGUGGGCCUGGUGACCCUGAACGACAUGAAGGCCAAGCAGGAGGCCCUGCUGAAGGAGCGGGAGAGGCAGCUAGCCAAGAGGGAGCAGCUGGAGGAGCGGCGGCUGCAGCUGGAGGCGCUGCGGGAGAAGGAGCGCAAGCAGGAGCAGAAGCGCAAGAUCUGCAGCCUGUCCUUCACGCUCGACGAGGGCGACGCGGGCGACGCGGACGCGGCGGCUGGGGAGCCGCCCAGGUCCGCGGGGCCGAGCAAGAGGAAGAAGAACCUGGGGAAGAAUCCAGACGUGGACACGAGCUUCCUGCCCGACCGCGAGCGCGAGGAGGAGGAGAACAGGCUGCGUGAGCAGCUGCGGCAGGAGUGGGAGGCCAGGCGCGAGAAGGUGAAGCGCGAGGAGAUGGAGGUCACGUUCAGCUACUGGGACGGCUCGGGGCACCGGCGCACGGUCCGCAUCCACAAGGGCGGCACGGUGCAGCAGUUCCUGAAGAAGGCGCUGCAGGGGCUGCGCAAGGACUUCCGCGAGCUGCGGUCGGCCGGCGUGGAGCAGCUCAUGUACAUCAAGGAGGACCUGAUCCUGCCCCACUACCACACCUUCUACGACUUCAUCGUCACCAAGGCCCGGGGCAAGAGCGGGCCGCUCUUCAGCUUCGACGUGCACGACGACGUGCGGCUGCUGAGCGACGCCACCAUGGAGAAGGACGAGUCGCACGCGGGCAAGGUGGUGCUGCGCAGCUGGUACGAGAAGAACAAGCACAUCUUCCCCGCCAGCCGCUGGGAGCCCUACGACCCCGAGAAGAAGUGGGACAAGUACACGAUCCGAUGA